AACAUGUGUUGGUAGAAAUAUGGAAAUUGUGAGGAGACUUUGGGAAAUUAUCGUCAGAUUCGUACACUUCUACCCAAAAUCGUGUGUGGGUUUUCAUGGUUUUAUGAGGAAACUCACGAGCUCAGUUGAGGAAACCGAACAUAUAUUCCCACACUGCUCGUAUCAGAGAGAAUGAUCGUGUCACAGCCCGUCACCGUCUCUCAAUGGUCAAGGCGACAGCUGAUAGUGAUGCUGCAGCCCUCAGCUUGCAAGCCCAUCAGACCAUCUCGAAGAACUUCGCCAAGUGCCCAGCAACGCUCGCUAUCAUCGAGCUCCCGUACAGAGUUGGCAAGUCGCAGGUAACGCUCGUCGUCUUGCAGGAUGAUGGGCGGGUGGAAACCCGCGAGGAGCGCGGCCCCCUGGGGUCGUGGUGGCCAAGCUCAGCCAAGUGUCUGUUACUGCAACAGAAGGAAUGCCCUUUGGAAUUUGCCCACCAAUGCAAGUCGGUGUGGUUGACCCCCUGUCGCAGCAGUGCUGCUAUCCUCAAGCCUGGCGAUGAUUCCUCUCCUGCGGCCUCCGACUUUGCUCUCUUGAAGGCGGUCACUGCUCAGAAGAAGGGGCCUUCUUUGGCCAUGCUGCGAUCGCCUAGUCGCCGAACUCGCACCGCGAUCAUUGAGCUGCCGGCGAGCCCUCUGGAUACGAAGCACUCAAGCCUCCUCAAGGCCAUGGGCCUCCGGGUCGUGGAUCACCAAGACUGUGGCCGUGUCCUCAUUGCAUCGAGAACAUUCAAGGACGGGGAGUGUAUUGUCUUUUCGAAAGUAACGAAGUACACUAUCGAGAGUCAUGCUGACAUCGACAAGCUUCGGCGGCGUGACCAUCCCGAGCACUGCUUCCUGACGAUAAUCCACGAGAGCCGUGGCGGUAUGUCUCUCUACUACAACAGGGAGACCUUCGACAUAGCAGACCCCAUCGGUGGUGGCGACCUCUGGUACUUGGUGAAUCAUUCGACUAGUCCGAAUGCCCAGCUUAGACCCCACGAUGGCGGUCUGCGCGUCAACGCCGUGAGGGACAUUUCUCCUGGUGAGCCGAUCACCUGGCGGUACCCCAACGGUUUCUUCAGCGAAGAGGAUGUGAUGAUAUCACUUCCCCGAGCGGUCAACGUGAUUGACGAUCCAAAAGCAUUCGGUGGAUGAUGCCUUGCA
Molecule: messenger RNA, 1181 nt
Organism: Perkinsus marinus ATCC 50983
Lineage: Eukaryota; Perkinsozoa; Perkinsida; Perkinsidae
Exons: 1
Coding region: 204-1172 (322 amino acids)
Molecular function (GO): protein binding
Source: RefSeq, a predicted model, not a curated record